Dendroctonus ponderosae (mountain pine beetle) is the source of this 1857-nucleotide messenger RNA. Its product is annotated as glycoprotein-N-acetylgalactosamine 3-beta-galactosyltransferase 1. The transcript has a single exon. Gene Ontology annotation, molecular function: N-acetylgalactosaminide beta-1,3-galactosyltransferase activity. Bases 839 to 1729 code for a protein of 296 amino acids. The record is from RefSeq and is a predicted model, not a curated record. Lineage: Eukaryota; Metazoa; Arthropoda; Insecta; Coleoptera; Curculionidae.
UGAAAUUGAGCUGUGAUCAUUAAAUUCACCACAAAACGCAAUUCUAUGUUGCUUUAAAUGACUUUAAUUCUCGCAGCUAAAUGACCAUCAGUGCUUUAAUGCUUACUUGCAAAAUUUUCAAAAAACGCGAGAAUCUAUUGAGACCAAAAAUAAAUUUUUAAGGUAAAUUUAACAGGAGAAUUGACAUUUUAGCUGGACUGUUUUAAAAGUGUGACAUUCCUAAAAUCUUCCGUCAGGUCUAAAUGUUUUAUACUCAAAAAUGACUCCAAAUCAGAUUGUACUAAAUAUUUUUUGAACUUUAAACCCCUCUUUACCCUCUAUUUUGACUACCGUCAUCACUUUUACCAGCGUAAGUUGGGUUCAAUCAUCAUAUUUUUACUGGCAAAAUUUACCAUUUUACUUUGUGCCACUUUUUUGGGGACACCCAGUACAUCAAAAAUUCCACCCCUUUAAAAUACCGGCAAUAAGUAAAAAACGUCAAACAUGGCAACUGCUCGACUUGUAGUACUUGGAACUUGAAAUUCAGCUAGAGUCGACGUACGUUACUUUAGCGCUAAAGAUAAGUUAGGUUCGGGGUCAAGGCGGGCAUAAGAUGGAUUAAAAAUCGAUUCUAGAAAAGCUGAAAGCCACGCGAUUAUAUUGACUAAAGUGAAUUGAAGGGUUAUUUAUCCAGAGCGUCAUUUUUAAAAUAAACUAUCUAUUAUAAAUAAAUAAACUAUGUCUAUAAAACAUUUUAACAGCCAUUUUCCGUCAACCAAUCCGUAACUCGCAGCUUGUUUCAACGCUGGCAAAUGCCAGUUGAACAUAACCUCCCUAUUUUGUUGUUGUUUACAUUUUUAUGUUAUUGCAAAAACAGCCGUAUAAAAUGGUACAUUUUUACAGCAGGGCAAGCUUUGCGAUCGGUUUAGUGUUGGGGGCCAUUCUGGCCUUGUACGUAAGCAAUUGGACGUUGAGUGAUGGAAACAGCCCCUUGCAAGAAAAGCCCCCUCUAGAGCCCUAUGUGGAUUGGUUCCAGAAGCGUGGCCUUAACAGAACCGUGGUGCUCUGGGAUGAAAUGCGUUAUACGAACAAAUCCCUGUAUACUGAAGCAGACUAUUUGUUUGACAACAUCAGAAUCCUGUGCAUAGUCCUGGUUCGAUCCCCGAAUAAUCUGGUAGCGGUAAACGCUACUUGGGCCAGAGGUUGCAACAGCUUAAAACCAAUCCUGCUGCCAUCCAGAACCAGUAUUAUGCCCUCAAAGCAGGACAAAGCCUUGUCAUCUUGGGUACUGUUGUGCAAAAUGCUGCACGAGACUGAUCCAGAGCCAUUUGAUUGGGUGCUCGUAGUCAAAGAUACGAGUUUUCUGAUUUUGGAAAACUUCAGACACUACGUAGCCCCCUUGGACUCGGAAAAAUAUCAUUAUUUGGGUCAUGCAGUGCAGUUUUGGGGCACAGUUUACAACAGUGGGAACCCAGGGUAUGCGCUUAGUAAGGGGGCUUUAAGGGCGUUCCAAGGGAGCAUGCGGUCAAACGAGUGUAUUGAGAAUAGUUACAGGAACAAGGAGGAUUUUUACUUGGGUGAGUUAAACGGCAGAAAGAACAGUGUUUUUUUUAGUUUUAAAUUUGAUUUUGACUCAUGGCUAAUGGGCGAAAAAGCGUCUUUUAUACUUCAUGACACUCCUUUUUUCUGGUUUUUUAAAUUUCAACAAGUUGUGUUCAAUUUUAAAGGCUCCGAAUUCUUUAAAAAUUAACCCGUGAUUAAACACUUGAAUUCUGACUUGAACAGGAAAAGCCUUAUCACAACUGAACAUAACUCCAGUUAGUACAGUAGAUGAGGAGGGUUUGUCCACUUUUCACCCCUACACUUGGUACCAUGUAU